Messenger RNA from Symbiodinium sp. CCMP2456, 605 nucleotides. NCBI's taxonomy places the organism in Eukaryota, Dinophyceae, Suessiales, Symbiodiniaceae. The record is from the annotation of a GenBank genome assembly.
AUGGCGUACGUGGAGGAGGCAGCGAAUGCCAUCCACCAGGAGGAGGCAGAAACCGGACUAUGGCAUCCCGUUUGCUCACCACUGAUGGAUAGCUACUUGUCGGAGUACUUUGUGCUCGAGGCGAGCUACCCGAAUGCCAUGGAUGUGUGGUGCCUGAACCUGUACAGAGGGACCACCUUCGGAUCUCUGUUCAGCACGUACCCGAGCAACUUGCCCAUGCUCAUCACUGAAUAUGGUGCAGACGCCUGGGAUGGCUACAACCAGCGCGAAUGGGCCAACUCAGAGCAGACGGACGCAUUGGUCGCCUUGGCUACCGAGCUUCGGGACUGGCGGGAAGUCGUUGCCGGAGGCUUGAUCUUCAGCUUCCAGGAUGAGUGGUGGAAAUGUGGAGCUGUGUCGACGCAUGACACAUGCGGCGGCGCCUUUGCUAACUUAGUUGAUGGCAUCGGCAACGAGGAAUGGUGGGGCCUUUAUGGCACCAGCGCUGGCGCGAACCCGCAGGCACGAAGUCCACGGGGCGCUGUCAGUGCACUGACUGAUCUGUGGGCGGCGGACAGCUUCGUCGGAGCCACGUAUGGAUCGGCGGAUGCAGACCUCUACGUCAU